This is a messenger RNA of Balaenoptera ricei (Rice's whale), 467 nucleotides long. It is a transcript of the gene FBL, whose product is annotated as fibrillarin. The coding region runs from base 40 to 384 and encodes 114 amino acids. The record is from RefSeq and is a predicted model, not a curated record. Gene Ontology annotation, biological process: rRNA methylation; box C/D sno(s)RNA 3'-end processing. Lineage: Eukaryota; Metazoa; Chordata; Mammalia; Artiodactyla; Balaenopteridae. The transcript has 3 exons. Gene Ontology annotation, molecular function: RNA binding; histone H2AQ104 methyltransferase activity; rRNA methyltransferase activity. Gene Ontology annotation, cellular component: Cajal body; nucleolus; box C/D methylation guide snoRNP complex.
ACUCUGCCAGGAACCUGCUGGUGUUGGGGCGCAGGCCCCAUGGGAGGAGCUGGGAAGAUCCGUUGGAUCCAGCUUUUAACCGCUACUUGUUUCUCCCUAGCAAUGGUGGAUGUGAUCUUUGCUGACGUGGCCCAGCCAGACCAGACGCGGAUUGUAGCCCUGAAUGCCCAUACCUUCCUGCGUAAUGGAGGACACUUUGUGAUUUCCAUUAAGGCCAACUGCAUUGACUCCACGGCCUCUGCAGAGGCCGUGUUUGCCUCUGAAGUGAAAAAGAUGCAGCAGGAGAACAUGAAGCCCCAGGAGCAGUUGACGCUAGAGCCAUACGAAAGAGACCACGCUGUGGUCGUGGGUGUGUACAGGCCACCCCCCAAGGUGAAAAACUGAAGCCCAGCGCCAUCUGGAUCGCGAGAGAGACUGUGUUGCUACUGUUACACGUGUGUUUUUCUAUUAAAAGACUAAUCAGUCUC